This is a messenger RNA of Rattus rattus (black rat), 1639 nucleotides long. RefSeq names its product empty spiracles homeobox 1 (gene Emx1). Gene Ontology annotation, biological process: brain development; central nervous system development; regulation of DNA-templated transcription. The transcript is spliced from 3 exons. The record is from RefSeq and is a predicted model, not a curated record. The coding region runs from base 372 to 1244 and encodes 290 amino acids. Gene Ontology annotation, molecular function: DNA binding; DNA-binding transcription factor activity, RNA polymerase II-specific. Lineage: Eukaryota; Metazoa; Chordata; Mammalia; Rodentia; Muridae.
AGGUGAGCGGUGGCCAAUGGGGGAGCGCGGGGCAGGUGCCCGCUAACUCUCUCCUCGCUGAGCUGCAGCCCAGGCUUGGCCCAGCAGAGCUAGGAGGAUCUCGGGCGGUGGUCUGUCACAGCUUGACUAGUAAGGGAGAGAGGCAGGAGGACCGCAGAAGCCGUUCUCCGUAGCAGAGGCAGCCCGCGCCCGGGCGUUUGCAGGGAGCUGCCUGCUGGGCCGCGGGGACCACGCUCCAGGCGGUGCGCAGUGGCCCAACACGGUGUUAGGGCUCUCGCACGCCCCUCGCCGCCCCGCUCCUGGCUGGUCCGCAAGGGCCCAGCGCGGGCGGGUGGGCGGGCGGGGGAGGUGAAGGGUGCGGGCGUGAGUGCAUGUGCCAGGCUUGGUGCACACCCCGCACGGCGGCAGCGCCGGGGCACCGAGCGUUCCCCAGAGCCCCACUACCUCACUCCUCUUCGGCGGCAGCGACCAUGUUCCAGCCCGCGACUAAGCGGGGUUUCACCAUAGAGUCCUUGGUAGCCAAGGAUGGUGGCACCAGCGGGAGUCCUGGCAGCGGGGGCGCGGGCUCCCAUCCCCUGGCUGUGGCCGCCUCAGAAGAACCGCUCAGGCCCACGGCGCUCAACUACCCUCACCCCAGUGCAGCCGAGACGGCCUUCGUGAGUGGCUUCCCUGCCGCUGCAGCUGCGGGCGCCAGCCGCUCGCUCUACGGAGGGCCGGAGCUGGUGUUCCCAGAGGCCAUGAACCACCCGGCUCUGACGGUGCACCCGGCACACCAGCUGGGCUCCUCCUCGUUGCAACCCCCUCACUCUUUCUUCAGCGCCCAGCAUCGGGACCCUCUUCACUUCUACCCCUGGGUGCUUCGGAAUCGCUUCUUUGGUCACCGCUUCCAGGCAAGCGAAGUUCCCCAGGACGGGCUGCUUUUGCACGGGCCCUUCGCGCGCAAGCCCAAGCGGAUUCGCACGGCCUUCUCGCCCUCGCAGCUGCUGCGGCUGGAGCGAGCCUUUGAGAAGAAUCACUACGUGGUGGGUGCCGAGCGGAAGCAGCUGGCAGGCAGCCUCAGCCUCUCCGAGACGCAGGUGAAGGUGUGGUUCCAGAAUCGGAGGACAAAAUACAAACGGCAGAAGCUGGAGGAGGAAGGGCCCGAGUCUGAGCAGAAGAAGAAGGGUUCCCACCAUAUCAACCGGUGGCGCAUCGCCACGAAGCAGGCCAACGGGGAGGACAUUGAUGUCACCUCUAAUGACUAGGGGAACAGUCGAGAGCCCACAAGGGCAGAGCAUUGCUUGCUGCUGGCCGGGGCUCCAGGGGCCCACGCUGGACUCUGGCCACUCCUUAGCCAGGCUGCAGGGAGGCCUCGAGUCACGGCCCCACAGGGCUUGGAGCCUGGGGCCAUCACCGUCAGAGGGACAAGAAAAUGGGCUGGCUGAGGCCUGGGACUGCUCAGCCUUCUGGUGGAGAGCCUGCUGCUUGGGUGGACCGCCCAUCCCUGCGGCCCCCCAGCUGCUCUCCGUGUCUCUGUCUUUGUUCUGAGACAUGUCUCUUUUAAUUUAUUUUCCAGGUCCUGCUGUAGUUCUUAGUGAUCCUCUCAUGUCCCCCUUCCCUAUGGGAAAUAAUAAUAAUAAAAAAAUCUCUCUCUUAACGA